Molecule: messenger RNA, 357 nt
Organism: Pelagomonas calceolata
Lineage: Eukaryota; Pelagophyceae; Pelagomonadales; Pelagomonadaceae
Source: the annotation of a GenBank genome assembly
CAAAAAUCGGCCCGCCAGUGCUGCGUAUACUGCCGUUAUUGCAGUAGCUGUUACGUUCGCGGAGGCCGCCAAGGACCGCGUUGCUCAGAGCCUGGCGCUUGCACCAGAGGCGGCCCCGUGCGCGUGGUAGCAGCCCCCUGCACAAUGAGUUUCUGGGACGAAAUGAAUCGCGUCAAGAGCGAGCGGACGGGCGACCAGAUAGCUUGCGGUCGCUGCGGCUACCCUCAGAAAUGGUGCACGUGUGAAGGCGACGACGACUCCGGCGAGGACGCGCCGGCGCAGGACGAGGAGGCCGCCCUCGAGUGCGCGCCGGCGCAGGACGAGGAGGCCGCCCUCGAGUGCGUGCCGAGGAAGGUG